Hydra vulgaris (swiftwater hydra) is the source of this 1193-nucleotide messenger RNA. Its product is annotated as programmed cell death protein 2-like. Gene Ontology annotation, cellular component: cytoplasm. Gene Ontology annotation, biological process: apoptotic process. Lineage: Eukaryota; Metazoa; Cnidaria; Hydrozoa; Anthoathecata; Hydridae. The record is from RefSeq and is a predicted model, not a curated record.
UGUAAUUUUAUAUUAAGUUAAGGAUGCUUUUUUAGGUAAUAAAAAAUUAAAUAACAGUUCUAUUAAAAUGAGUACCCUAAUAGGAUUUCAAGAUGAUGAAAUUAUUGAGAGCGUGGACUGGAGCUGUAACAAGUUUGGUGGAUUGCCGGAUUGGAUGAUACCUGGGACUCAACUUCCAAGUUGUGAGUUUUGUGGAGAUUAUAUGUGGCAAGUAGCUCAAAUAUACUGUCCACUUUUAGACUCAAAUUAUCACCGUACACUUAAUACAUUUGUAUGCAUAAAAAAGGAAUGUUUGAAGAAACAUGGAAGUGCUGCAGUGUAUAGAAGUCAAAUGGCUGAAGUAAAGUCUGAUGUUUCCAAAGUUAAUUUAAGUCAAGAUGAUUGGGGCACUAAUGAUUGGGUGUCAGAUCCAUUCUCACAAAAUAAUAUCAGUAAUGAUGAAACUGAAACAGCUGAUUCUCAAAUUUCAAAGUUAGAGUGCAUUGAAAUUGAACAAAAUACAAAAGAUAGUUUAGAUAUCUCUUGUUUUCGCCCAUAUUAUGUUUUUGUGUUGAAUGAAUCAGAGGUGUCUUAUACAGAUAACAGCUCUUAUGAACAGCGGAUGUUUGAACAGUAUGUUGUUAAGGAAUUCAAUCAGGUAAGUUUGAAUAAUACAGAAGGACAAUCUGAAAUAUAUGAAAAAACACAAGUAAAACAUGGUGACCAUGCAUUUCAUCGUUUUAAAAAGAUUAUUUCAAAUUCACCAACACAGUGCAUGAGGUAUAAACGAAACGGGGAGCCUUUAAUAUUGUCAAGUAUCUCUAGACCAACUGCACCAUUUGAAAACGUUCCACCCUGUUCGUAUUGUGCUAAUAAUCGAGUAUUUGAAAUGCAGUUUAUGCCUCAUAUUACCACAUGCUUGGUAGAGAUGGAAAAAAAAAUCAAUAAAGAUAAUAUGGAAGCUACAAGUUUGAAUACAGAAAGUUUUUUGUUACCGAAAACUAACCCUACGGGAAAUAAACAAGUGUGUUUAGAUUUUGGUUGUCUCUAUGUGUUUACAUGCAGCAUAUCUUGCUGGAAGGAUGGCGACUGUGCUAAAAGUGAAUACGUCAUUAUUCAACCUGACCCAGACGAGACUAUUUUGUCUGAUAUGUUAAAAAUUUAUUGAUUAUAGUUGACGUUUAUGGUUGAUUUUUAACAAAUAGUUUUAAAUU